This is a messenger RNA of Sclerotinia sclerotiorum 1980 UF-70, 291 nucleotides long. RefSeq lists its product with no specific name. The transcript has 2 exons. Bases 1 to 291 code for a protein of 96 amino acids. The record is from RefSeq and is a predicted model, not a curated record. Lineage: Eukaryota; Fungi; Ascomycota; Leotiomycetes; Helotiales; Sclerotiniaceae.
AUGGAGCGAACUCGGAGCACUCCUCCAGACUCGCACACCAGGCCAGAAGCGGCCUCUCCAUGUAUUAGGACAUAUCCACUCGAUAAUCUGAUACUUUAUGGGUAUUUCCCUAAAACUAAACACGCCGAGUCUGGAGAAUCGGACCUAUUAUGGAUCCUGGGGCUCCCGCUCUUCAGCACAGAUGUACAUAAUGGUCAAAUGGUUGACCAACUUUGGAGCGAGGUACCACGAGGAACGCGCUUGUAUCCUUGCUGGUAUAUCACCGGCAUUGAUGAAUUUGAUAAGAUGUAG